This is a messenger RNA of Toxotes jaculatrix (banded archerfish), 762 nucleotides long. Its product is annotated as anionic trypsin-1-like. The transcript is spliced from 5 exons. Gene Ontology annotation, molecular function: serine-type endopeptidase activity. Bases 1 to 762 code for a protein of 253 amino acids. Lineage: Eukaryota; Metazoa; Chordata; Actinopteri; Toxotidae. The record is from RefSeq and is a predicted model, not a curated record. Gene Ontology annotation, biological process: proteolysis.
AUGAACCUGGCUCCUUCCUGUCACUUCUCACUGCUCCUUCUGCUUGUUAUAAACCUAACAGGUGUGUAUGGGAACAGAAUCAUCGGGGGUGCAGAGGUCUACCCCUACUCCAUCAAGUAUCAAGCCUCCCUCCUGUUCAUGAACUACCACUUUUGUGGAGGGACCCUCAUCCACCCACAGUGGGUGGUGUCUGCUGCCCACUGCUGGAGGCCGAGCCACCUGAUCCAAGUGGUCCUGAGUGAGCACAGCAUCACCAGCGUGGAGGGCUUUGAGCAGAUUUUCAAUGUCUCCUUAGUCAUCAGGCACUACCAGUACCAACACUGGACGUUUGACAACGACAUCAUGCUGCUUAAGUUGGACCGGCCAGCUGUCAUCAAUGCCAGGGUUGAGCCGGCCACUCUGCCAGAUCCGGAUUCACCCCCGUUGGCUGACCUUACCCGGUGCACAGUGAGUGGCUGGGGUGUGACCUGGCUCAACAGCUACAGCCUGUCACCUGUACUGAGGUCUGUGGAUGUGGAUAUCUUUGCUAACUGCUGGUACUACUACUACUUCAGGAUCACAGACAAUAUGAUCUGUGCUGGCUCAAUCUUUGGUGGGAAAGAUUCCUGUCAGGGUGACUCAGGAGGACCUCUUGUCUGUAAUGGUAAAUUUGAGGGUGUUGUAUCUUGGGGCAUUGGCUGCGCCUAUGCUUACUACCCUGGCGUCUACACCAAGGUCAGAAACUACCUCGGAUGGAUCAACUGGGUCACCCAGAACAGCUGA